UUUUGCCUAUAAAGACGACACCUUCCUCAAACGUAAUCUCCAUCAUAUAUCAUUUCUGCGCCCAUUCCUUUGUUGUUGACUUUGUUUCUUCAUUUCUCAUCUAUCUAUCCAUAACCAUGUCUCAGACUGUUGUCCUCAAAGUUGGUAUGUCUUGUGAAGGAUGUGUUGGAGCAGUGAAGAGAGUUCUGGGAAAAUUGGAUGGUGUGGAAUCAUAUGACAUUGAUUUGAAGGAACAGAAGGUGGUAGUGAAAGGAAAUGUCCAGCCAGACACAGUUCUGCAGACUGUUUCCAAAACUGGGAAGAAGACUACUUUCUGGGAAGCUGAAGGGUCCAGCUGAGACUAAAGCACAUUCACUGUUGCCUAAAACAUUUGGCUCUAUUUCUAUGUGGGAGAAGUAGCUCUGUGAUUCAAAUACUAUUUGAUAAAUUUGCAAUAACUAUAGAACGUCAUAUGAUGUAUUUAGUAUUGUAUAAUUGGCAACUAAGCUACACUGAAGUCUGCCGUGUAUUACUUACUAUCUUUAACAGUUGUGAUUCUGUAUUAAUGUGCUUUUAUUAAUAAAUUUGUCCUUGUUCCCACUCA
Molecule: messenger RNA, 583 nt
Organism: Gastrolobium bilobum
Lineage: Eukaryota; Viridiplantae; Streptophyta; Magnoliopsida; Fabales; Fabaceae
Product: copper transport protein ATX1
Exons: 3
Coding region: 117-338 (73 amino acids)
Molecular function (GO): metal ion binding
Source: RefSeq, a predicted model, not a curated record